AUGACUACAACAAAUGUAACCACAGUGAGUGGCUUCCUCCUCCUGGGGUUCUCUGACAACCAGGACCUGCAGAUUCUACAUGCUCUGCUCUUCUUGGUGAUGUACCUGUUGUGCUUGACAGGUAACUUCAUCAUCAGCACCAUCAUAAAACAGGACCCACAGCUCCAAUCUUUGAUGUACUACUUCCUGAAGCACCUUUCCCUUCUUGACCUCUACUCCCUAUCUGUUACUGUACCCCAGUCCAUUCACAAUUCCCUUACUGGCAGUGGAUAUGCUCAGUGCAUUCUUCAGGUUUUCUUUUUCAUAUCCUUGGCCUGGAAUGAGGUGGCCACUCUCAAAGUGAUGUCCUAUGACUGCUAUGUGGCUAUCUGCUUUCCACUGGACUAUGAGGUCCCCAUGGGUCCAAGGAAGUGCUGGUGGGAUGUGAUAGCUGUGUGGAUAAGCACAGGCAUACCAGGAACCCUGUACAUAACAACCACAUUGUCUAUUAGGUUCUGCGCCAAAAUAAUACAUCAGUUCUUCUGCAAUGUCCCCCAGUUGCUCAAGCUCUCCUCCUCUAAUGAUUGCCUUGGAGUGAUUGGAGUGGUUGUUAUCAUAUCUAUAGAGGGAUUUACCUGCUUCAUUACCAUGGCUCUCUUCUAUGUACAGAUAUUCUCCAGAGUUCUCAGAAUGCCCUCUGCUGAAGGUCAGUCUAAGAUUCACCUGCCAGUGCUAGCCGGCCAAGACAGACAAGUUGGAAUUCUUAGAGUUGGUGCUGCAUUUUUACGCUUGCUUAGUCAGACUUUCUAUUCCUCUAUAUGCAUAUGUGGUGAUUUGAAUGAGAAUGUCCUCCAUAGGUUUCAAGUAUUUGGAAACUUGGUCUGCAGUUUGUGGCAAUGUUUCAGGAGGAUAAUGGAAGCUUUAGGAGGGCGCAAAGCCUCAGAUUAUCUCCCUGAUCCCUUCAGUCCUGGGAUCUUUACUGCAACUGAAGCUGCACUUUCACCUACGGCCAUUACUGGACUCUCUGAGUGCAAAGCUUCAGUUGCUGUCUAUGACCACUUCACACUUUCAACAGCAGAACCAUGCAGGAGACUCUUACACAUUACCAAGUCAUGCUUUCAGCUAGAGAUGGACGCUUGA
This is a messenger RNA of Nannospalax galili (Upper Galilee mountains blind mole rat), 1119 nucleotides long. Its product is annotated as olfactory receptor 14J1-like. NCBI's taxonomy places the organism in Eukaryota, Metazoa, Chordata, Mammalia, Rodentia, Spalacidae. Gene Ontology annotation, biological process: G protein-coupled receptor signaling pathway. The record is from RefSeq and is a predicted model, not a curated record. Gene Ontology annotation, molecular function: odorant binding; G protein-coupled receptor activity; olfactory receptor activity. Gene Ontology annotation, cellular component: membrane.